CGCCGCCUCCUCCGCUGCUCUCUCCUGCUCGGCGCAGCUCCAGCUUGCCUUCCUCCCCUAGCUUCCCCCCUUCCUAGUGACCUCCGCACUCUGCUACGGCUGCUUUAGAUCCGGCGUCGGCGAGGCUAAUAUGGUGGCUGCGAGGCCAGACGGCGGGAGACGUAGCCGACGACAGCAAGCUCGACGGCGGCGGAGACGUCUUCUGUACUGCGAGCUCGACGACGGCGGUGGCGUCUUAUUGGCAGAUGCCAUGAUCGAUUUUUUCGUAAAGCUACUGGAGUUGCCAGCAAUGCAUGCAAAGCGGCAAGAGUUGGCUGCUCAGUUUUUCUUGUACUGCCAAGAUGGAAGAAAUUGGAGCUCGGGUUCUUCUUCUCACCGGCAGAAGCACAAGCAGGGGAGCUCCGGGUGGCAGCACGAGCAGGCCCGCCGGGGAAGAGCAGCAACUUGCAGCAGAAGAAGCUCGAGGUUGAGGAUGAGCUUGAGUUCCAGGCCCGCCUGGAGCUCCUGGUCCAGGCGCUCGAGACCCAGGCGCGCGCAGGUCCUGUGCGGCGCCGGCGCAGGCCCUGGGCGGCGCGAGGGAUAGCAGCGUAGCCCUGGGCGGCGGGAGGGGAUAGCGAUGCAGCCCUCGGCGGCGGAAGGGAUCGGGGCGGGAGAGGAUGGCGGCGGGGCAGCGCCCU
This is a messenger RNA of Triticum dicoccoides, 677 nucleotides long. RefSeq lists its product as uncharacterized. Bases 131 to 583 code for a protein of 150 amino acids. The record is from RefSeq and is a predicted model, not a curated record. The transcript is spliced from 3 exons. Lineage: Eukaryota; Viridiplantae; Streptophyta; Magnoliopsida; Poales; Poaceae.